AGUAGAGGCACCGAGUCCGGCAGUGGUGGAAAGUGCCGUGGCGACCCCCCCCCAAACCUCGCCAUGAAGACCCGCUUUAGCACCAUUGAUCUCCGUGCGGUACUCGCGGAGUUGAAUUCCAGCUUGCUAGGAAUGAGAGUUAACAAUGUUUAUGAUGUGGAUAAUAAGACAUAUCUUAUUCGUCUUCAAAAACCAGACUUUAAAGCCACACUUUUACUUGAAUCUGGCAUACGAAUUCACACAACAGAAUUUGAAUGGCCUAAGAAUAUGAUGCCGUCCAGUUUUGCCAUGAAGUGCCGAAAACAUUUGAAGAGUCGGAGAUUAGUCAGUGCAAAACAGCUUGGUGUGGAUAGAAUUGUAGAUUUUCAAUUUGGAAGCGAUGAAGCUGCUUAUCAUUUAAUCAUUGAGCUCUAUGAUAGGGGGAACAUUGUCCUUACAGAUUAUGAGUAUCUAAUUUUAAAUAUCCUAAGAUUUCGAACUGAUGAGUCAGAUGAUGUCAAGUUUGCUGUUCGUGAACGAUAUCCAGUUGACCACGUGAGAGCUGUUGCACCUUUGCUUACCUUGGAAAGACUGACUGAAAUAAUAACCAGUGCACCUAAGGGUGAACUGCUGAAGAGAGUACUUAACCCAUUGCUUCCUUAUGGACCAGCUCUCAUUGAACAUUGUCUUAUAGAAAAUGGAUUCUCUGGCAGUGUCAAAGUGGAUGAAAAAUUUGAAAGUAAAGAUAUUGAAAAAGUACUUGUUUGUCUGCAGAAAGCAGAAGACUAUAUGAAAACAACCUCCAACUUCAGUGGAAAGGGAUAUAUCAUUCAGAAAAGAGAAAUAAAGCCAAGCCUGGAAGUAGAUAAACCAGCUGAAGAGAUACUCACGUAUGAAGAAUUUCAUCCUUUCUUGUUUUCUCAACAUUCACAAUGUCCAUAUAUAGAAUUUGAAUCAUUUGACAAGGCUGUGGAUGAAUUUUAUUCCAAGAUAGAAGGUCAGAAAAUAGAUUUAAAAGCUUUACAACAGGAAAAGCAAGCAUUGAAGAAACUAGAUAAUUUCCGAAAGGAUCACGAAAACAGAUUAGAAGCUCUUCAGCAGGCUCAGGAAAUAGAUAAACUUAAAGGAGAGCUCAUAGAAAUGAAUCUACAAAUAGUUGACAGAGCCAUUCAGGUUGUUCGAAGUGCUUUAGCCAACCAGAUAGAUUGGACAGAAAUCGGGUUAAUCGUGAAAGAAGCCCAAGCUCAAGGAGACCCCGUUGCAAAUGCAAUCAAAGAAUUAAAAUUACAGACAAAUCAUGUUACAAUGCUGCUAAGAAAUCCAUACUUAUUAUCAGAGGAGGAAGAUGACGAUGUUGAUGGUGACAUCAAUGUUGAGAAAAAUGAAACUGAACCACCAAAAGGAAAAAAGAAAAAGCAAAAGAAUAAACAGCUGCAGAAGCCUCAGAAAAAUAGGCCAUUACUUGUUGACGUUGAUCUCAGCUUAUCAGCAUAUGCCAAUGCCAAAAAGUAUUACGAUCACAAGAGAUAUGCUGCCAAGAAAACACAAAAGACUGUUGAAGCUGCUGAGAAGGCAUUCAAAUCAGCAGAAAAGAAAACAAAGCAAACCUUAAAAGAAGUCCAAACGGUUACCUCGAUUCAAAAAGCAAGAAAAGUAUAUUGGUUUGAGAAAUUUCUGUGGUUCAUUAGCUCAGAGAACUAUCUAAUUAUAGGAGGACGAGAUCAGCAACAGAAUGAAAUAAUCGUGAAACGAUACUUGACACCAGGGGACAUUUAUGUGCAUGCUGAUCUUCAUGGAGCUACUAGCUGUGUAAUUAAAAAUCCAACAGGAGAACCGAUUCCCCCUCGGACCUUGACUGAAGCUGGCACAAUGGCACUUUGCUACAGUGCUGCUUGGGAUGCCCGAGUUAUCACUAGUGCUUGGUGGGUGUACCAUCAUCAGGUGUCUAAAACAGCACCAACUGGAGAAUAUUUGACAACAGGAAGCUUCAUGAUAAGAGGAAAAAAGAAUUUCCUUCCUCCGUCAUAUCUAAUGAUGGGGUUUAGCUUCCUCUUUAAGGUGGAGGAGUCCUGUGUUUGGAGACAUCGGGGUGAACGGAAGGUCAGAGUGCAGGACGAAGACAUGGAAACGCUGGCUAGCUGCACAAGUGAUCUCGUAUCAGAGGAGAUGGAGCAACUAGAUGGAGGUGACAGUAGCAGUGAAGAAGAUAAAGAGGAGUUACAAGAAACUCCCGUGGAAGUGGAACUCGUGACUCAGGUUGACCAGGAGGAUGUUACUCUUCAGAGUGGCGGAGACAAGCUAAAUGAGGAACUAAUGCAGGAAGAAAGCUCUGAAGAUGAAGGGGAAUCAGAAGAAGUAAGAGAUCAGGAAUCUGUUGGUGAAAUGAAAGACAAAGGGGAAGAGACAAUAAACUAUCCUGACACUACCAUUGACUUGUCCCACCUUCAGUCCCAAAGGUCCUUCCAGAAAUUGGCUUCAAAACAGGACUCUUCUAAUAUGAGUGACAGUAAAUUACAGAGUCGGAGACAUUUGUCAGCCAAGGAAAGAAGGGAACUGAAGAAGAAAAGGCUUCCAGGUGACUCAGGGGAUUUAGAAAUAAUGGAGGGAAAGGACAAAGAAAAAGAAGAUGCUCUACACAUGGAAACUCAUCAGAUCACAAGCAAAAACGCCCCAGCUGUGCAGCCAGUGAAGCGAGGACAAAAGAGUAAAAUGAAAAAAAUGAAGGAAAAAUACAAAGAUCAAGAUGAAGAAGAUCGUGAACUCAUUAUGAAAUUGCUAGGGUCUGCAGGUACAAACAAAGAAGAAAAAGGGAAGAAGGGUAAGAAAGGAAAAACAAAGGAUGAACCAGUGAAGAAACAGCCCCAGAAAUCCAGAGGUGGAUUACGGGUGUUAGACAGCAUAAAGAAAGAAACUCCAUCCCUUCAGGUUAUAACUCAUGAGAUACAAGACUUGGCUGUAGAUGACCCCCAUGACGACAAGCAGGAAGAGCAAGAUCUGGAUCAACAGGGACACGAGGAAAAUCUCUUCGAUUCUCUGACAGGGCAGCCACAUCCUGAAGAUGUGCUACUGUUUGCCAUUCCUAUAUGUGCCCCUUACACCACCAUGACAAACUAUAAAUACAAAGUGAAACUUACUCCUGGAGUUCAGAAAAAGGGAAAAGCUGCAAAAACAGCCUUGAAUAGUUUCAUGCAUUCCAAAGAAGCAACAGCAAGAGAAAAAGACUUAUUCCGCAGCGUAAAGGACACGGAUUUAUCAAGAAAUAUUCCUGGCAAAGUGAAAGUGUCUGCACCCAACCUUCUGAAUGUAAAAAGGAAAUAGCUGAGAUAAAGCCAAUUUUACAGCCUUCUGGAUGAAGGCUGUAAAAUUGUUUUCGUUCAAAAACGAAAACACCAUGUAACAAGACUUCUGCUUUUAAAAAAUGAACUAAAUAUUGCCUUGCUAUAUUCACCAAAAGGACUUACUGUUUUAUUCCAGUUUUGUAGAGAGGAGACACACCAUCUAUUGUAGGAUUUCCUGAAGUAUUUGGGGACAGUUAAAUGCUAAUUGUACA
Molecule: messenger RNA, 3529 nt
Organism: Phyllostomus discolor (pale spear-nosed bat)
Lineage: Eukaryota; Metazoa; Chordata; Mammalia; Chiroptera; Phyllostomidae
Gene: NEMF
Product: nuclear export mediator factor
Exons: 33
Coding region: 64-3297 (1077 amino acids)
Biological process (GO): rescue of stalled cytosolic ribosome; ribosome-associated ubiquitin-dependent protein catabolic process
Cellular component (GO): RQC complex
Molecular function (GO): tRNA binding; ribosomal large subunit binding
Source: RefSeq, a predicted model, not a curated record